Molecule: messenger RNA, 663 nt
Organism: Cylicostephanus goldi
Lineage: Eukaryota; Metazoa; Nematoda; Chromadorea; Rhabditida; Strongylidae
Source: the annotation of a GenBank genome assembly
AAUCAACCAUUCACCAGACACAGCUCAGAGACACUUCUAAAUAUGGCCAGAUACUUAGCUGCUCAAGAACCUGUGCCAAACAUUUCUCAAGUUCUCAUUAACUACACAAUGGCUCGAAUAGGUCGUGAACUUGGCGCAUAUAAACUAGCUCGUGACACUCUGGACCGUUUGGGGAGUCUUCGGGUCCCACCACGAUUACAGCGGGAUGUCGAGUUGAUGACUGUGAAUAUAAGGGCCAAGCCAUUUUCAGAUGCAGAAGAUCUGUUGCCUGUUUGUCACAGAUGUGGUUUGAACAAUCCGCUUACAUGUGGAAUGAAUUGUGUACACUGUAAAACACCUUUCCAGUUCUCUUUCGCCACUUUUGAAAUUCUGCCUCUAAUUGAAUUUUUCAUCGACGAUGAUAUUCCUACUGAAGAAGCCGUGAGCUUGGUAGAGUCCGAACCGCCUCUAUCAGAUUCGAACUUCAACCCUUUCCAAAAUGUUGCGAAAAAAUCCGGUGAGAUUCACUUGAAUCGUGAUGAUCUGACCCGACUCGAAAAAGGUCAGGUAAUCAUUCUCCACUGGCCAGAACCCCUGGAAACUAAGUUUUUGUUCAAUCAAAUGCCAUCAAUCUCGGUAUCGAAAUGCCCAUCAUGCAACAAGGUAAUUUUUCUUGAUCUUUGA